Molecule: messenger RNA, 1173 nt
Organism: Topomyia yanbarensis
Lineage: Eukaryota; Metazoa; Arthropoda; Insecta; Diptera; Culicidae
Product: odorant receptor 94b-like
Exons: 5
Coding region: 1-1173 (390 amino acids)
Biological process (GO): detection of chemical stimulus involved in sensory perception of smell; sensory perception of smell
Cellular component (GO): plasma membrane
Molecular function (GO): odorant binding; olfactory receptor activity
Source: RefSeq, a predicted model, not a curated record
AUGGGACCCAUUUCGAAAAUCUCUAACAUACUGCAAGCAACAACACCUAGCUACCAGGAAACGUUUGAUGUUUUUCGCAUGUUCAUGGAGAUUUGCGGUUUAAAUUUUUUCGACGAUAAUUUUGCGGUAGGCUUUAUAAACUUCACCAGGUUUGUGGUACCGCCGGUAAGCGGAUUGUUCAGCGUAGUCGCAUGCAUCAUUCAUUUGAUUCGAUACAUGGGGGACGUAGAUUCGACCAUUCUAAGCCUUGCAGCGUUUUUCUCUGCAUGUGAAGUGAUUGUUAAGAUUUGUGGAAUGGCAUACAAACGUUCAAAAGGACUCAAGCUGAUGUCUACCGUUCUGGACGAUAGAAGCUACGAGGAUGGACCUACUGAAAAAGCUGCUUUCCUCAAGUAUCACACGUUGGCAAGGACUCUGAUGUACAUUACGAUUGUGUCUUAUCCAUUCACGGCGCUUAUGUUACUGUCGUAUCCGGCUGUUGCAAGAAAGCUGAACGAGUACAUGCUUCCAGUAGGGUACUCGAUUCCGUUCAUCAGCCAUAAGCAGCAGCCCUGGUAUGCGAUCAAUUACUGUAUCAUAUUCGUUCAGAUGACUUGGUGUGCACUGGCUUUUGUGGGAAUUGAUGGUCCCUUCUAUAUCUACGUUUGCUACUCAACCUGUAAGCUAGAGAUUCUCAAGAGCUACAUUGGAAAGAUCGGCGAAUCCGAGAAUAUUAAAGAGCAACGGAAUUUAUUAAGAAAAAUCAUUAGGAUUCAUACCGAUGUGCUGAAGUUUUCGAGAGAUUGCUCCGAUUUCUACCAGGAAAUUUAUUUAACUCAAGUUCUAUUUUCAAUCGCUCAUAUUUGCGUGUCACUUUUUCAUAUUCAACUGGUACUCAUAAACAGUUCCUAUGGAAUGUUACUGACAAACGUGGCCAAAAUGUGGAUUUUCUGCUACUGUGGUGAACUAGUUGUUACCAAGUCCAACGAGGUAUCAGAGGCUAUGUACAACAAUCAAUGGUACGCACUUUGGCACAAACAGGAUCUCAAGGCCGUUCAGUUUAUGCUCGCCAAUGCGCAACGUACUGUUGGAUUUUCGAUUGGAGGAUUUGGCAUUUUAUCGUACACAACGUUCACUGAGAUCAUGAAAACUGCAUACAGCUGCAAUGCGUUCCUACACAAUAUGAUGAAUUAA